Lodderomyces theae is the source of this 852-nucleotide messenger RNA. RefSeq lists its product as uncharacterized. Gene Ontology annotation, biological process: protein processing. The transcript has a single exon. The coding region runs from base 1 to 852 and encodes 283 amino acids. Lineage: Eukaryota; Fungi; Ascomycota; Pichiomycetes; Serinales; Debaryomycetaceae. The record is from RefSeq and is a predicted model, not a curated record. Gene Ontology annotation, cellular component: endoplasmic reticulum; Dsc E3 ubiquitin ligase complex.
AUGAGACUUGAACUCGUCAUAAGAUUCACCAACGCCUUAUCGUCUACAGAGCAGAUACCCGAUCUAACUAUACCGAUCAGCAUCAAUUUUGAUAAAGACGAUGUAAACAAGUUGAUCAAUACGAUUUGGUUGAAAGCGUCCAUCAGAAGCAAAUUGCCACAGUGCUCGACCAAGCGAUUGAAAUUGAUUUAUAACGGACGAGUAUUGAAUGAAAAGACUGACUUUCUAAAGGAAGUUUUGAAGCCCCGGUUGGCAACAUUGUCUGAUAAUGACUCCAUAUACAUUCAUUGUGUUGUGAGUGAGGAGUUAACAAGACAGCAGCUUGAGGAUGAGAGCAAGUUGGAUAAUAGACCUCAAGAAGUCACCACUACCCCCAAUGUGAUUGGUUUUGACCGUUUGUUGCAACAAGGAUUUUCAAGGGAGGAUGUCAAUGAUUUGAGGAGGCAAUUUUAUCAAAUAUACGGCCAAGGAUUAGCCAGCACUGGCAGUGAAAUUACCGAUUUAGAGGAAGAUGAAAAUAGGCAACGUAAUUUACGACAGUUAGAAGAAAGAUGGAUUGAAUCUACUUCAAAUAAUGAUGCAGUUGAGCAAGGUGCAACAACGGGAAACACUGCAUCUGCGGGUACAGAAACUGGAGAUCAAGUACCACCUCAAACACCAUUAGAUACCGACGAAACAAGAAUCAAUGAAGAUUUGCUACUUGGAUUCUGUCUCGGUGUGUUUCUUGGAGUCAUAUCGGUAGUAUUUCUUCUAGUUGAUGACACGGUAUUCAACAAAAGACAAAAGAUGGCAAUUAUAGCUGGUCUAGCCAUCAAUUUUUCGUUGGCAUUGGUAAGAGGAUUGUGGUUAUGA